GUUACCUGUUUCUAUAAGCGCAUAGAUUAACCGAAAAUAAUUCAUAGCUAAUUUUUUGCACCAAAAAAAUUGGUCAUCGUUCAUCAAUGGCAGAGCUAGAGAGCCCAAAUGUGAUGCAAAAACUCAUCACAUUUCUCUCUUCUUUGCUUCAAAGGGUAGCUGAAUCCAAUGAUCUCAACAGUCAAUUUCAACCCCAGAAAAUUUCAGUCUUUCAUGGACUAACUAGACCCACUAUCUCCAUUCAAAGCUAUCUAGAGAGGAUCUUCAAGUAUGCCAAUUGUAGCCCAUCUUGUUUUAUCGUUGCAUAUGUUUAUCUUGAUAGGUUUGCCCAAAGACAACCCUCUUUGCCUAUCAAUUCUUUCAAUGUUCAUCGUCUGCUUAUAACCAGCGUCCUGGUUGCCGCCAAGUUCAUGGAUGACAUGUAUUACAACAAUGCUUACUAUGCAAAAGUUGGAGGAAUCAGCACAAUAGAGAUGAACUAUCUCGAAGUGGAUUUUUUAUUUGGAUUGGGUUUCCACCUAAAUGUGACCCCUAACACAUUCCACACUUAUUGUUCCUAUCUGCAAAGGGAGAUGAUGCUUCAACCUCAACCUCAACCUCCUUUAAGCAUAGCUGAAUCUUCAUUGAACGUGGGGAGAUCUCUAAAGCUCCAUUUGUGUUUCAAUGAGGAUGAAACUUCCCAUCAAAAGCAACAGCUUGCUGUUUAAGCUUUUUUGAUUAUAUAUUAUAAGCUCUCUAAAUGUGUAGCUAGUUAUAGAGAUAGUGACUCUUCUCCAGUAUUCUUCUCUUAUUUUUGGGAUUGGCACAAAUUGUGUACUAAAACCAACUUGGUUUUUAGCAUUUGCCCUUUCAUUUUGUUGGUCUUUUCUUGUCUGGUUUUUGGAAUAUUCAAAUUAUUUGGUAAUGUACAGAUGGGAUUAUCUUCUUUACAGUCUGGCCAUGAAGAAUCUCUCUCUUACUUGAUGUUUUAAUUAAAGAACCUAUAAAUUUGGGUUGACA
This is a messenger RNA of Jatropha curcas, 999 nucleotides long. It is a transcript of the gene CYCP4;1, whose product is annotated as cyclin p4;1. NCBI's taxonomy places the organism in Eukaryota, Viridiplantae, Streptophyta, Magnoliopsida, Malpighiales, Euphorbiaceae. Gene Ontology annotation, biological process: regulation of cyclin-dependent protein serine/threonine kinase activity. The record is from RefSeq and is a predicted model, not a curated record. Gene Ontology annotation, molecular function: protein kinase binding.